This is a messenger RNA of Microthlaspi erraticum, 798 nucleotides long. NCBI's taxonomy places the organism in Eukaryota, Viridiplantae, Streptophyta, Magnoliopsida, Brassicales, Brassicaceae. The record is from the annotation of a GenBank genome assembly.
AUGACUGUGAUCGACAUUCUGACUAGAGUUGAUUCGAUCUGUAAGAAGUACGACAAGUACGAUGUCGAUAAACAGCGGGAGGCCAAUAUCUCCGGCGAUGAUGCUUUUGCUCGCCUCUAUGGAGCUUUUGAGACCCAAAUCGAGACAGCUCUCGAGAAAGCUGAAAUUGUUACGAAGGAGAAGAAUAGAGCUUCUGCUGUUGCAAUGAACGCCGAGAUCCGCCGGACCAAGGCUCGAUUGUCCGAGGAAGUUCCCAAGUUGCAGAGACUUGCUGUCAAGCGGGUUAAGGGGCUUACAACUGAAGAGCUCGCAGCGAGAAAUGAUUUGGUGCUUGCACUUCCGGCCAGGAUUGAAGCGAUUCCUGAUGGGACAGCUGGUGGUCCUAAAAACACUAGUGCUUGGGCUCCCUCAACAACAUCUCGUCCUGAUAUCAAAUUUGAUUCAGAUGGGCGUUUUGAUGAUGAUUACUUUCAAGAAUCACAUGAAUCCAGCAAAUUCAAACAGGAGUAUGAGAUGCGGAAAAUAAAGCAGGAACAAGGUCUGGACAUGAUCUCUGAAGGUUUAGAUGCUCUAAAGAACAUGGCGUCUGAUAUGAACGAGGAACUGGAUAGGCAAGUUCCUCUGAUGGAUGAAAUCGACUCAAAGGUGGACAGAGCAACCUCGGAUCUUAAGAACACCAAUGUUCGACUUAAAGAUACCGUCAACCAGCUGAGGUCAAGCCGGAACUUCUGCAUCGAUAUUGUUUUGCUGUGUAUUGUUCUGGGUAUCGCUGCAUACUUGUACAAUGUACUGAAGUAA